Messenger RNA from Lepus europaeus (European hare), 965 nucleotides. It is a transcript of the gene TMIGD3, whose product is annotated as transmembrane and immunoglobulin domain containing 3. The coding region runs from base 24 to 965 and encodes 313 amino acids. The transcript is spliced from 8 exons. Gene Ontology annotation, cellular component: plasma membrane. Gene Ontology annotation, molecular function: transmembrane signaling receptor activity. Lineage: Eukaryota; Metazoa; Chordata; Mammalia; Lagomorpha; Leporidae. The record is from RefSeq and is a predicted model, not a curated record.
CGAAGGAUCAUUUCUUCCCAGUCAUGGCGGUCUUCCUUCUGUUCUCCUUGGCUGUCUUUUCAGAGGCCAUAGUCAUGGACCAGAAGGUCAAGGAAAGCUUUGUGAUGGACACGGCUUCUGCCAUCUGCAACUACAACACCCACUAUAAGGACCACCCCAAAUACUGGUGCCGGGGCUACUUCCGGAACUACUGCAACAUCAUCGCCUUCACGCCCACCAGCACGGAGCGCGUGGCCCUGAGGGACACGGGAAGCCAACUCAUCAUCACCGUGUCCUGCCUGACCAAGGAGGACACGGGGUGGUACUGGUGCGGCAUCCAGCGGGAUUUUGCCCGGGAUGAGAUGGACUUCACCGAGCUGAUUGUGAGCGACAACAGGACCGCCCUCACCAUCCUUUCCGCUUCAGGCUUGUCCGGCAACCAGAACCGAAGCUGCAGGGCCUCCCAGGUCGUGCACAAGGCAGAUCGCUCCAGGAUGUCCAUUCUUAUCAUCUGCAUACUGAUCACCGGUUUGGGGAUCAUCUCUAUCAUCAGUCAUCUGUCCAAAAGGAGGCGAAGACAAAGGAGUAGGAGGGUGACAGGUAAAGGACAAGUUAGAAGCUCGAAAAACAGCCAAAUUUCUCCCGUGAUCCCGACACCCUUGGCGCAGGCCCUGAACCGGAAGGCUGAUGUGGCUUGCAGCUUCAGGGCUGGCGGAACCGUAGUCAGCGCAGCGUUCGGGAAGAGCUGGGAGCUGUGUGCGCUACCUACAGCCAGCCCAGAGAAGACAUUCCCGGGGCUCUGCCGCCCUCUUUUCUCUCCCACUUCCCAGCAGUCUGAGCCCCCUCAGGACAAUGCUCCCCAGUGGCUCCUCGGGCAGGCUAAACCCGAGAAGUGGCAGCAGGAGGGGAUGAGACUUGCUGUGGUCCAGCCGAAUCGGGCUGGAGCCCAGUGCUUUGAAGCCCGCUUAUCUGCAGCUAUGGUAUAA